This is a messenger RNA of Leucoraja erinaceus (little skate), 3999 nucleotides long. It is a transcript of the gene ccdc17, whose product is annotated as coiled-coil domain containing 17. The transcript is spliced from 18 exons. NCBI's taxonomy places the organism in Eukaryota, Metazoa, Chordata, Chondrichthyes, Rajiformes, Rajidae. The coding region runs from base 877 to 3573 and encodes 898 amino acids. The record is from RefSeq and is a predicted model, not a curated record.
CUAAGAUCAUGAUAUCGUAUUAAGAGACUAAUGAUAGACUCAAUUUGUGUAACUAUUGGGAUAAGUACAGCAAUAGCUGAAGUGCUUUGAAUGCCAUUUCUAUGAUAAAUGCUAUGAAAUACUAAUAUGUAUUUCUAAAUGAGGUAAUAAAGUGAUUCAUUUAAUUACAUUUUUGUUUUCUUGUUAAUCUGAUAAUACCGUCGGCAAUUCAGUAGGAUCGCAACAGUCAUUCUUGCAAAGAUUACUUUGCCAAGUUUAAGCUCCCAGCUCUCAGAGUAUCCUAGCAACAAUACUCGUUCAAGCCAAACAAUACACUGCUCUGAAAUGCAGUCUAUCAGUGGAAAUGCUUUUGAAGAAAUGGUAAAACUGAAUGUCUCAAAAUACUGGAGUAUCAGGUUUGUUACUGUGGGGUUGUGGGUGGGUAAGUAGUGAGUUGGAACACUUAUGUUGAAUAAGUAGUCUAUGCAUUUUGGUUGAGGUUUAUACAUUGUUGGUUGUUAUGGGUUUUUGUUGAUGUUGUCAAGGGAACAGAAUGCAAAUUAUUGAAAACAACACCUCAGAACUUGAUUUUAGAAGCAGUACCUAUUUCUGUUGCUAAUCAUUGACACUGAUUCUACUGCAGUUAAUUGUUUUGAUGGGAGAAGGAAAAACUACAUGCAAAUAUUAAUUUCUAGAUAAGACCAGGUCUGUAGAUCAAACAUUACAUUGAAGUGCUAGAUUUUACAAAGAACAAGAAAAACCCUUGAAUGGCUACUAUUGGUAGUAUAUUCUGUUAUUUGUUAAAAGUUUGAAAACGUAUCUGAUCGUGCAGGUAUACGAGUUUGGAUCCCUCCAAACUUUUGUAUUAAAUAACUGAGGGAGACUUUGGACUUCAGAAUGGUGGAUUCCGGGAAUUUCCAUUGCCACAACUGCAGCAUGAGCUUUAGGUCCUUGGGACUAUUAGAGAAGCAUAAGGAUAAAUUUUGUAUAGGCAGUUGUUUUGGAGAUUCUUCCUUGUUAAAAGAAAACCCAAGAAGCCGCCUGCCUAAAAAUCAUGGAAUUCGAGUUAACAGAAUAAAUGAAGCAACAAAAAUAAACACUCCAGAUCGUAUGGAAAAGAAAAACAAGAGCAGAAGCUAUCUACAGCAACAAGAGGAAAAUAAUUAUCUUAGUAUCAAUUCACUCAAUGAAGGGGAAUUUAAUCUUUUGCGGAUACACCAACCUGAGGUCAGCUUGGCUGACAGUCGUGCCUUUAGAAGAUUGACUGAUGAGUUUCACAAACUACGGAUGUCAAUUGAAGAAAGCUUGCCUAUGUAUGGGUCCUGGCAAGAAGAGCAUGAGGCGAGUCCCAGAAUCCAGAGGGACUUGGAACAUCAGGAACGCGUACGAGAAAUAGCAGAAGUGCACGGACGAUAUCUCGCAGAUAUUCAGACUCGUAACAGGGAAUUGGAGGAGCAAAGAGAUGAAAUCCGUCAUCGGCUAGAAGAGCUCUCAUCUAAAGAGAAUUUUGCAAUGCAUGUUGAACAGAUGUUGCUGGAACUCAAGGCACAGGAGGAGAAGAAUCAGCAUGCUUUGGAUUCACUGCGAGAGCAGAUUGAACUCCUUCAGAUGGACACUGUUGUCAAGCAAAGUUCAGUCAAUGUUGCAGAGAACUCUUCAAUGGAGAAAAAGGAACAUAAAGUGACUCUUCCUUUUAUAUCAUUUCCCAGUUUUGACAGCCUAUCUACUGAAAUAGGAGCACUGAAACUAAUCUACAUUCAGAAUGGUGGGAAUGAUCCUGCUAUCCUUGCCCAGAUGAGUGGUCUUCAGGCAGAGGCUCAACAUCUGGAGAAGUCCAUUCGUCAACCAAAAGAGAGAAAGAAAAAACACGAGCCACCUCAUAAAUCACUGGAUGCUGAGCUCCUGGCUGUGGAACUUGAGAACCAGCUCCUGGAAGAUGAAAUACUGAAACUAAAGUUCCAAAGGGAAAGGAGGAAGCCUGUUGAUGAUUUGGAAAAGGAAAUACAGGAGAUGCAGCGUGAGCACGUAAACAAGAUGAGUGACCUGCAAGGAGAAAUUGAGAUGCUAAAAAGUGAAACGCACAAAAUGCGAAGAGGUUUGAGCUCACCUCAGCCACAGCCUGCUCGCUUGCCUCGUCCCCCUCCCCCCCCCCACCCCCCCCCCCCCCCACCUCCACAACUUGGUCUGAACCAACACACUUGGUUGCCUCACGUGGGCAAUGCAAGACCUCAGACACCACUGAUUGCCAAACAUUUACUGGAGCCCCCAGAUGCAUUGGGGCCUGCACCCUAUGAUCCAGUGGCAGGCUUUGUUGUCUUCUAUGAUUUUCUUCUUGGCCUUGAUCCAACAUACCGUCUCAUCCGCCUUGUUACUGGUUUGUACAGUAAUGGACAGGAAAUGGGGAAGCCAUCAGCCUUGCCUCCUGUGUGCUGUGAAAUGGGAAGUGGGCCUUACUACAUGUCUGAAGGGCUCAAGGGCAACCUUGCAAUUUUAUCUGCAAGGCAACCGGUGCCAAGAGUUCGUCCUGCCCUUGGAAUUUCUUUAGUAAUUGAGCUCCAAGCAGCUGGAGGCUUUGAUCCAUAUGGACAGGAAAUUCAGCGGCUGGUCUCCAGAGGCUGGGCAAAGAUAGACAUAUUUGAUCAUCACAACCAAGUUAUCAGUGGCCGAUGGAAAGUUCCAGUGCGAUCUCUGCCAGUAAACCCAUCCCUCACAACUGGCCAGCUCAAUGGGAUUCCUCAGGUUGGCAGCGCUGAACUCCAUGUGAGAGUGUUAAAUGCACGAGAUGCUGAACUGCAGUCAAUGGCUGGUAUUGAUCCACACAAUGCAUCCAUGUAUCAGUAUCCACCUUUGGUGGCAGGCCGCUCUGUUCCUCCAGCUGAAACUCUGCCUCCUCCACAAUACCUCCCUUAUCAUCCUCGUGCUCAUUAUCACCCUCUCUCUUCCCAUACUGGUCAUGUUGACCUUCCUCCUAACGAUGGCCACAGUGACCACCACAAAACCAAUCAAAGACUUGAUGAAGAAAGCAACUUAAUUGCACAAACAUCCAGGGAAGAGGACAACAAAAAUGUACAGGAAGAAGCUCUUGUGUUUAUUGCGGAUCGUGUAAGAGGGGCCCCAAAUGGCGAUGGUAGCUUGAGAUUCGCUGGAUACCAUCAGAGAACAGGAAAAGUGAUUAAUACGAGAAAUUCUGGCUUGGUUUGGAGCAAUACUCCUGUGAAGUCUAAUAUCAAACAAGGAUACUUCAUCUUUGGAGAGCAGGAGAUGUCAUUCUACGAUGUGAUGCCUGAAGAGGAUAUGAUUUUAAUAAUCCGUUUCUAUCACUGGCCAAAUGGAAACAUAACAACUACGCCAUGGGACAUCAACCCGAGCAUGGAAAAGUUAAUAGAAAGUGAGGAGUGGUUAGCAGCAUGGGGAGUGCUAAGAUUAUCAAGACCUGCAGAUUCCCAUACCUUGAGGACUCAGAGUCAUGCUGUGACAUGGAACACUGGGACACACACUGUGGCAUUGUUUCAUGGACCUGUUCCUUCUCCUCAUAAUUUUUCAGUGCUGGUAUGGAAGAAGUACCUCUUUAACAUUUUCUCCAGCAUUGUUUAAAAUCAAAUUUCCUCUCUCAAAAUAUUUGUACUACGUGUUAUAUUAUUGAAAGGGAAGCAACUCAAAUGGGUUCAUAACUUCAAAACUCAAUGAUGGUUUUAUACUUGUGGAUGUCUUCAUUUGUCUCCAAUGCAUUCCCUAAUUAAAUGAAUGAAGGUGAGAAAGAGAACAAUUUUUCCCAAUUUGUUUAAGCUUAUGGGUAUACUUUGAUUAUCUAAUCUCUAAAUAGACAUUUCAAAAAAAACCCUCUUCGUCUUCUUGCGUAUGGCGUGCACAGCCUAAAGUUGUAGGAAAACUUGUUGUAUUUGAUUGUACACGCCAGGUUGAUUGCAUUCAUCGAAACAGGGCGGACCACGUGAAGGUUGCAAUCUUCCACCCCUAAUACCUCAACAUUCCAUGUCUUUCAUGAGAACUGUUUCACUGGGA